Messenger RNA from Haliotis rufescens (red abalone), 9519 nucleotides. Its product is annotated as proteasome adapter and scaffold protein ECM29-like. Bases 82 to 5625 code for a protein of 1847 amino acids. The record is from RefSeq and is a predicted model, not a curated record. Gene Ontology annotation, cellular component: cytoplasm; nucleus. The transcript is spliced from 51 exons. Gene Ontology annotation, biological process: proteasome assembly. Gene Ontology annotation, molecular function: molecular adaptor activity. NCBI's taxonomy places the organism in Eukaryota, Metazoa, Mollusca, Gastropoda, Lepetellida, Haliotidae.
AGAAUCAACCUAUGCAACACGCUGCAGUGACAAGCGAUUUUCGUAAGAAGUGGAUGAAGUGUUGAUAGAAAAUACAAAAGAAUGGCAGGGCAACCAGCCAGCCAAGAUGAACACGCUCUGAUUGAGCGUGUAUUUCUGAGGAUCGGAUCAGCUGAGUCAGAUGAGCAGUUGGAGACUGCUCUUGGGAAAUUCCUUGCCCCUGUCCUCAUAAAACUUAACAGUACAGAAGAGGGCAUCAGGAAAAAGGUGAUGGAAUUGCUGGUUCACAUCAACAAGAGACUGAAGAGUCGUCCCAAAGUACAGCUACCAGUUGAGCCACUACUCACACAGUACCAGGAUCCCAAGGCCACACCAUUCCUCACGAACUUCACAAUCCUGUAUAUCAAGAUGGGAUACCCUCGACUCAGUCCAGAGAAACAGGCUGAAUUUGUUCCCCAGCUUGUCAACUGUCUAGAGGGUCGGCCACAGCAGCAUCAAGACAGCCUGCUCCAGCUACUGAUCCCAGCACUGUUACAUCUCAAACUACAGCAGAACAUGGCCCAGCGCCGUGCCACCUUCAGCUUCUGUGAGCGCCCGGCCGUGCUCAAGCUGCUCCUUGACUUCAUGAUGGAUGUACUGCUGCUGCCUUACAAUUCUCACCUUGCUGCCAUAGAGAAGUCAGCUGCUCAGGCUCAUGGUGGGUCAGGUCGCCCUGCUACAGCACCUGCUGGCCGCUCCGGGGGUACCUCUGUGGCUCCUCCCCCAGGGCUGUGUGAGCACGCCUUCAAGCGUGUGACGGGAGAAGACCCUCUGGCACCUGAAGCCCUGGAACAAGCAAAACUUGGUGUCCUCAAGUUUCUUGGGGCGGACGUCGUACCUGAUGCUGACAUUGUUGUGCAUUACGUUGUGGCUUCCUCGGACACCAGGCAUAGUGUUGCUACAUCAGCUGACAUGGAGCUGAAGAGGAUCACAGGGAGCAUCAACUGGAACUCACCAGCAGUUAUCAACAAGCUGUUCUCCAUCUUCCAGGGGACAGUUGUAAUGAAGGGCCAGGCACCAGUGAAACCAGACCAGAGACGCACUCCCGCGUGUACGAGAAUACGGCUGAAGAUUUUCCCCAUCUUCCUGAAGUCCCGAGAGGCAGCCAACACUUUCCCUUCCUGUAUUCAGGUGGUGUUUGACUGCCUGUUCGGCACUAACCCUAACCAGAAACUGCGGAACAUGGCAGUACAACUAGUUCACCACAUCUCCUACACCUGUGACUCGGCCAAGUUCCACAUGUUUGAUGCAGUGCUGUUGUCAGGAAUGGUGAAGCUGAUUGGUGAGGCGAAGGAGAUGAAACGCUGUCGUCGUAAGUUUGUUUAUCAGGAUUCCAAACUGAGAGGACUAGCCUACAUCGCUGUAGGAAAAAUUGCCCGGAGGUCGCCCCAGAGAGUGGCCAAGGAUAUCACACUGGUUCAAAAGUUCUUUGAAGCAGUUUGCCAGGAGGACAAUGAAACGAGACUUGCAGUCCAAGAGGGAUUAUCAAUGAUGUCCGAGGCCUUCAAACAUCUGGAUGACAACAACAAGAAACUCAUGGAGGCUCUGAUUAUGCAGAACAUGGACAAAAAUGAAUCGCAGGCAAGAUUGAUGGCUGUACAGUAUGCUAUCGCUGUCUUCCCUCAAGACCACAUCCCUUCCAGAUACAUUCUACUCCUGGCCUCGGGAGAUAUUAAGGAAGAUAUUCGUGGUGAGGCUGUGAAAGCCUUACACGGAGGCAGUAGUCGGAGUGAGCUGGACGCUGAGAAGAGACGUAACCUGACACUGCCAGACUUCACUCAGAUGAUUCAGUACAUCAGAGCACAAGCUGACCAGCGGAAGGAUCGGACGGUGGUGGGCAGCACAUCUCUCCCGUUCAACACAGCAGCAUACACACAGGUGGUGGUGUAUCUACGGACAUGCCUGGCCUACAGUGCCGGGAUCUCCCCCGAGCUGGACACUGACUCCCAACAGGACCAAGCACCUGCUAUUGCCAAGUAUGUGAGACAGCUGCUGGCCGCCAGCGGGGACGGGACGUCAGGUGUCGAGAUGUAUGUAGACAUGCUCAGACAGCUGCUCAGGGCUGUGACAGAUCCACAGGUGAUGUACUGUCUGUUGGAGAUUGUAGCUGUGGCUCCGGAGAAACUGGCUCCUCAGUUCAAGCGUCACAUGGACUGGCUUAAGAAUCUGAUAUCAUCCAGUAAAGAUGACAUCCGAGCACCUGCUGCCCAGCUGUUCUCCAUCGUCAUCCUACACUCAACAGACAAGGCCCAGGUCGCUGAAGCAGCACAGGAGUUUGCAGACAGUCUCAAAAGCAAGAAGGUGGAAUUGAAGCAAGGUUCACUACUUGCCUUGGGCUAUCUGAUUGGUCAGUUGGGGAGACGUGGAAGGUCAUGUGACAUGCAGACAGAUCAGGCCAGCCACAACCAGGAACUGAUUCAAAAGACAGUACAACUGAUAGCUGGUUACCUACGAGACAGGGACAGUAAUCUGUUGACCCCAGCAUGCAUUGCCCUGGGUGAGAUCGGUCGUAAUGCACCCCUACCAGUGCCCCCUGGUGGGGAGGAGGAUAAGAAGGAGGACAUAACCAAGUGGAACAUCAUGACCUGGCUUGUCAACAUGCUGAAGACCAGCAAGGAAUCCAACAAGUCUAAGGAGCGAGCUGCCAUGUGCCUUGGAUACAUCUGUGCAGGAGAUGUGGAGUUUCCUCAUCGCAGGAAGGCCAUCACAGAACUCUUCAAUGCCGUGCAGGUGAAGCAAGUGGAUCUACACUUCACUAUCGGUGAUGCCCUUGUCAGUGUGGCACAGGGGGGACGAUCAUCCUUGGUGAGGGAUUUUUGGACACAGACAGAAGAAGAAUUUCAGGCAAGUCUUGGAGCUAUGCAGGAUGAGGUGGAAUGGUUCUUGACAGAGAUUCUGAAGUCAUAUGUUACACAUUCAAACCAUCAUCUACGACAGGCUUCCUGCAUCUGGCUGCUGUCAGUGUUGAAGAAGUGUGGCAAACACAGCUCCAUCCAGACUCACAUCCAGAACAUCCAGAGGGCCUUCAUGCAGCUGCUGUCAGAGAGUGAUGAGAUGACUCAGGACAUCGCCUCCAAGGGUCUGGGCGUGGUGUAUGAGAACUGCACGGCCCAACAGAAGGACAUGUUGGUGUCUGAGCUGGUCAACACACUCAUGACUGGCAAGAGGCCUAAGCAGGAAGUGAGUGGAGAAACACAAAUGUUUGAAGAAGGAAGUCUCGGCAAAACUCCUGAGGGGGGAAGCAUGUCUACAUAUAAGGAACUGUGUGCAAUAGCCAAUGAUCUCAACCAGCCUGACCUCAUCUACAAAUUCAUGCAUCUUGCCAAUCACAAUGCCAUGUGGAACUCCAGGAAGGGAGCAGCAUUUGGCUUCACCACUAUCGCAGCUCAGGCUGGGGAGCAGCUGGCUCCGUACUUGUCCCAGAUUGUGCCCCGUCUCUACCGAUACCAGUUCGACCCUAAUCCCAAAAUACAGCAAGCCAUGACCAGCAUCUGGAAUGCCCUGAUACAGGACAACAAGAAAACUGUGGACACGUACCUCCAGGAAAUCUUGCGAGAUCUGUUGAAGAACCUGACCAGCAACCAGUGGAGGAUCAGAGAGUCCAGCUGCCUGGCUGUGACCGACUUGCUGCGAGGUCGACCAGUAGAUGACAUCAUUGAGCAGCUGCCACCUCUGUGGGAAGACUGUCUACGAGUCAGGGAUGACAUUAAGGAGUCAGUGAGAAAUGCUGCUGAUAUGGCCUGUAAAGCACUUAGUCGGGUGUGUGUGAAGACAUGUGACCCGAGCCAGGGCAAGGUGGGGGAGAGAGCCACAACUCUCAUGCUGCCUUGUAUUCUCAACUGCAGCCUUCAGAGCACAGUCCCCGAGGUCAGAGCUAUAGGACUGUCCACCCUGCUGCAGAUCAGUAAGAACGCUGGUGCCUUGAUGAAGCCUCACAUCCCUGUCCUGGUGGCUGCUCUCCUGGAGGCAGUCAGUGGGCUGGAGCCACAGGUCAUGAACUACCUCAGCUUCCACGUCAGCACCCAGGCUACACAGGAAAAGCUUGACAGUGCCCGUAUCGCUGCCUCCAAGAUGUCCCCAAUGAUGGAAACAAUCAACAGGUGUGUGCAGUAUGUGGAUGAGUCAGUAUUACCAGAGCUGGUGCCACGUCUAGUGGACCUCAUCAAGAGUGGUAUCGGCGUCGGAACAAAGGCUGGGUGCUCCAGCUUUGUGGUGUCCCUCGUCCAUCAGUGUCCCCAGGAUCUCACCCCCCAUGCAGGCAAGCUGAUGAGUGCCUUCCUCCAUGGUCUCAGUGACAGAAACUCCUCUGUGAGGAAGUCCUAUGCCUCUGCAUUAGGAUACCUGGUCAAAAUUGCCAAAGAUAGUAGUGUGGAGAAGCUGAUCAACCGACUCAGGUCGUGGUAUCUGGAGAAGGAAGAUGAGUCUUUUCGGCUUGCGUGUGGCUUGACCCUGCAGGCGAUGAGUCAGCACAGUUCUGAUGCCCUGAAGCGCCAUGCCACUCUAGCAAUGCCGCUAGCAUUCUUUGCCAUGCAUGAGAAGGUGAAGACAGACGAAGGUGGCACGGCAGCCAGCAGCUCCCAAUCAGUGUGGGAGGAGGUGUGGCAGGAGAUAACACCAGGAACGGAGGGAGGCCUGCGACUAUACAUCUCCGAAGUGGUGGAACUCCUGCAGAUGUCCCUGGAAUCCCAGCUGUGGAGCACCAAGGCCCAGGCAGCAGCUGCCAUGAGCACCGUGGCAACCAAACUAGGGUCGUCGCUGGGACCUCCACAUCUCGGCAACCUUCUCACAGCGCUGCUUAACGGUCUCCAGGGCAGGACAUGGGAUGGCAAGGAGGCCCUGCUCCAAGCUUUGUCCACAGUGUGCACGUCUUGCAAGGACACUAUCAAAGAAAAGGAUAUAGGAGGACAACCCAAGGUUAAAGAAAUUGUUGAGGCAGUUCUACGUGAGUCCCGGAAGGAGAGACCAGCCUACAAGAUUGAAGCGUUGAAGUGUCUCGGUGCCAUCAUCGAGGCAUAUGAUUUGGACCUGUUCCGUGACGUGUGGGAUAUACUGCUACCAAUGAUCAAGGAGAAGGACUCCGCGGACAAGGAUGAGGACAAGGAUGAUGUACCAUCUGCUGUGAAGCACAACUUGAAGGAGUGUGCCUACACUGCCCUGGGGGAGACAUGGCCCACCACACCCAGCACACAUGGUGAGUUUCAGGGCCGUGUGUGCGAGUCACUGUGUGAGGGGGUGCCAGUCAAUGCAUGGAAGGGCCAGGUCACCAUACUGAAGACAAUGCACAAGUUUGUUGACAGGUUAUCGUGUCUGAAGAAGGAGAAUGUAGCCAAGGAGUCCAGUCAGAUGAUCCCCAUCAUAGACAAGCUGCUGGCCACUGUGAUACCCCUCCUAGGUAACAUGAAGUAUGCUGUGAUCCGAACUGAAUCUCUUGCUGUGAUAGAAAGUAUUGUGUCAAAGCUGCAUGAUGCCGGACAGUUACCUCUGCUGUCUCGCACCAGUGUCGGCAACAAACUCGUAGAGGAGUUAUCUCCCAUGUGCGAGGAUGGAGUUUAUGAACUGCGAGAAAAAGCUGCUGAUUUAAAGAAGCUCCUUACAGCAUCAGCGUGAUACUAGAGUUAUCUGCCCUUGAUAGACAUGACCUUUGGACAUUCCCUACAAAGACUGUGUGAGAGGUUUGGCUGCAUGGAUGCAGAGAUUGAGAAGUCCACAAUGAAUAUCUUUACACCCAGUGAUUUUUAUCAACAAAGGUUAAUGGGCUUCCACUACUAUAAGUAGAAGCACAAUUGAAACGGAUUCUCAAUCAGUUCAGUCUUGUCCUGGUUGAUGUUUGAGGUCUGUGUCAUGGAAGUCUAUUUGUCAUGUAGUGUAUUGGCCUGCAUUGUUAUCCCAGCAGUUCCAGUCUGUGUUGAUAUUUAUUAAUUUGCCUUACAAAUGAAUUAAGUUCAUCAUUUCAUGGGAGCAUUUCAGGAAUUAAACACAAAAAUAGUCCUCCUCUAUGACAUGAUGUACAGGAACACUGACUUAGAGACAAACUUUUGAUUACAGUCAACUUGAGAUAUUUCGGAUAGUCAUCGGCCUAAAAAUCAAUUUAUAUAUCCAUAGUUGAUGUUGACCAGCCCUCCACGUAGCGACCAAUUUGGUUGCAUUUGCAACCUUAAUUACAUUUUGGAACCCGUGUUAAUUGCCUGGUUGCCAGUUGACUCCCAUUAAUAAACGUUUUUGGGACUAAAAUAUUUCCCAUAUUGAAAGAAACUGGAGUAGAACAUCACUUGUCUGUAUGAACAUCAUGACUUCCCUGUUAAGGGUGUUGUGUAACACCUUACAGCGAUACUGAAGUUUUGUGGUGUUAUCGUCUAUAAUGCUACAAGUUUAGUUAUUUCUGGUCAUGUGCACAUUUCUGUUUACUUUAACAAUGGUGGGAUGUUCAAAUCAUAGAAGAAUAUUUCAACUUGUUUUUAAGAGCUAUCUCUAAGCCGAACUGUCCAUCACAGAAUGAUGACAUGAAUAGCAUAACUAUGGCUUUUAUUGCCAGCAGUCCUAAAAGAUGUUUAUUAGAUGCAGAUGUUGGUGGGCAUUGGGAUGGAGACGACUGAGAUUACUUCAUCUGCUAUGAAUGUGUCUGAUAGUAAUAACUGAAUCAGAAAUCCCAGUGAUUGCAUCAAACAAAUAUUGGAAUAAAGCAAAAACGCAGCAGCACUGUUGUUUCAGGUAACUGGCUAAGUGAAUUCCAGUGAUGGUCUUUCAACAAGGGUAAUUGUUCAAUAACUUAUCUUUAUUGCAGCAAGUUUUUUUCAGACACAUUGGAACAAUUGGAAUGUUUUCUUAUCUUAUUAAUUAAUUUCUUAAAUAAUAAAUUCUUUAUGAGCCGUAAUCAAUGUGGCUCCUUAUAUUUUAAUGUGGCUCCUUUAAGUUUGAAAUGGCACAUAGAAAUAUAUUGCCAGGAGUCAAAUGGCUCCCAGGAAAAAAUCUGACCUUGGUGUUCUGUUGACAUUAUCUCUCUUCCGAGAUACUAAUCAAAAGAAGUUAAAGAACACCUGAUUCUUUCAUAUUACUACAGUUAAUCUCUCAUGGCAUGAUACAUUAACUAUAGUCAUAUGAAAGAAUUGGUGUUCUUUCUUUUUAACUUCUUUUGUGUAGGAUACCUAUAGUUGGUAUUAUUUAAUACUGAGAACUGUUCCUUAAUACUGACAAUGAUAUAUCCAAGUUGACUGUAAGCAAAAAUGGUUUAAUCUAAAGAUGCCCUUGUGGUUCUUUUCUUGUACCAUUUCUAAGGAUGUGUUAUCAUACUACAUGUUACCUGGGAUACCUGAGGUAGCCUUGUACAUGUCAUGGUUCAUGUCUUUGAGGAGGGGAUUCUAAUCACAUUUUACUUUCUAGAAAUAGUCAUUCCUGUUGUUGAAAUGUGUAUGUUAUGUGUUGGUUUGUCUGGAAUAGUAUUUUGAUUGGUAUUGCACCUGGCAAGAAAGAAUUACUGAGUAUGUGGUACAGCUAACGGGGUAGAGGUACAGUGUGGGAUAGUGAUAUGUCCAGUUUCGGGUCAAAAGAACAUGAAAUUUGUGGUAGUGCAUGGAUUUAGCAUUCUUUUACAUCUCAUACUAUUACUACUGGCAGAGUGUUUUGAAAGCAGUAACAGUUGCGUAUACAUGUAAAUGGUCUUAAAUAAAUGCUCUGAAACCAUGGUAAUAGAUAUCACCCCAAAACAAUUACGAUCCUUGCCAGAAAUAUUUCUAGCUAUUUGCGACAAAUGACUCAAAAGAUUAAACUUGUAGAAAAACAUAUAUACCUCAUUAUUUUUAUAUUUGGUGAUGACAAUAAAGCGGCAUAUAUUUAUUGAUAUUCCCAACUGUUUCAUGCAACAAAGAUAUUCUUGCCACUUCCUCAAAUUAUUGACUACAAUGCUGAAAUGAACAGAUUAAUCGCCUAACAUUUUAAACAGCGCUACUAUUUUCAUGCAGGCGACUGACUAUAUGCCCGAAAUAUUGCAAAUGUCAUGUUAAAUAUUUUCUCACUUGUUCUUCAAGUCAUUGUUGAGGAAGCACUCCAUGUACAGCCAGCUGUCAUUGGCUGAAGGAAAAUCAGCAGCUGUAGCAGACAGACAUGAGCUGUAGUUGUCUAGAUUUAACCAUUGCAAUCAACCUACUCAUUCUGGUAUCUCUUUUGAAUCUUAUUGGUGGAAGGUGUUGAAGGUAGCCAAGUGGUUGAAUUGUUGGCUCACGACUGGGUUCAGUUCCCUACAUGGCUACGAUUUGCCCAUUUCUCACCAUAUUCGCUCUCUCAUUAUUUUAGUGGUGAGGGUUUGGUACUGUUAAUUUAUGAAUUCCCUACAUUUCGUGUCAAAUAUUGAUCUGGAAUACAUUUCUCCCUUUGUUAUGAAUAGCAGGUUAAGAGGAUAUUGCUGAAGGUGAUGAACCUUAGAUUGAACCCACCAUCCACAGCAAACCUUGAAAGAAAGAGAAAUAUUUGUCUUCAUCUUGGGACUGCCUACUGUUUCCGCUGCUAGAAGCUGAAUGUUCGUUCUGUACUGCAACAUACUUUGUGAUUAGACCAUCCUGUCUUGAUUAAUGAAGUUUCACUGUUCUGAAAAUAUGUUUUACCCAUGUCAACAUAUCAGAUCUUGUUUGAAUUCAUUAGUAUUGUUUUUUUUAGCUUUCAUAUGAAUUUCAUUAAUAUUUGAAGUGUUUGGUAACUUAAUGAUGAAAUACUCUGUAUGUUUGUUGACCAUUUGUUGUAUCUUUCCUCAAUUUUACUUAAAACUUAAUGCUGUCAUUUUCUGUAAUUUCUAAGCAUGACUCCAAGACUGAUGAUCAGAAUGAACGUUAGAUUAUGCACUAUUCAAAUGAGAAGGGUCUUUUCAGUACUGAAUUUCUACAGUAUGUUGAAUGUUGGAUUUGUGGAUCUUUUGCCUAUAAAGUGCUGGAGCUAUCUGAUCUGUGUUGCAAGUGGAACGCAUUGAAAGGAAAUAACUCGACAGCUAGCUCAGUCUAGGGCUGCAUUUAUCAUGUUUAUGUUACCUGUUUGUCCUUUGUUUUGAGGUGUAUGAUAACCUUCAUGACUUGUAUGAUAACAUGUGACAUCCUGUUUAUAGUAUUUAAAUGCUUGUAUCUCAAGGGCCAACUGUCUUGCUCUCCAGUCACCACAUACCUGAGGGUGUCCACUAUUUGGCCCACAAUGAAAUUAUUAUUCAAUUUUCAUUUCAUUCAAAAUAUAUCUGAUUGGUAGGGCACAUUUCUAAUUUAUUUUUGGAUGUAUCGUUCGAGAAAGUCAUUUACAGGUUUUGAAACUCUCGUUCAUGAUUUCAGUCUUACCUUUAUGUUUGUGGCCAUAAUUGUAAGUAUAAAACUACCUGUCCACAUGUCCGGUUUAUCCAGGUGGACGAAAGGACCCGAAAUGUGACAUGUGAAAUAUGACAGGUGUCCGACCCAGUGAACGGUGUAUGUGUCCUGUUAGUACAGGAAUGGAUGUGUGGAGAUUUUCCCACAAUAAACAGGAUAUCCUAUCUCA